AUGCUAGGUUUCUUCACUUAUAUUUUGAUUUUUAGUUUUAUUUCACCUUGUUUUUGUACAAGGUUGAAUGUAGGAACAAACAAUGCUUUUAUUAGUGUAAUGCAAUUUGGUGCUCGUGGAGAUGGCAUAGCUGAUGAUACACAAGCAUUUGCUAGUGCAUGGGAUAGUGCAUGUAAAGCAGCUGGGAUGUCAACACUAGUUAUACCAACAGGACGAUCGUUUAGAGUCACCAAAAUUAAUUUUAGUGGUCCUUGCAAAGCUAAAAUAAACAUUCAGCUUGAAGGGAAAAUAGUGGCACCAUCUAAAGGAGCAUGGAAAUUAGAUGGAACAUAUUGGAUUAGUAUUCAAAAUGUAAAUGGACUCACACUUGAUGGAAAUGGGAAAGGAGGAAUCGAUGGAUAUGGUUCUACUUGGUGGCAAUGUCCAAGUUGCAAACGACCUAAGGUGUUAUUUUUCCAUGCAUGCAAUGAUCUUAUAGUUCGUAAUUUGGGGAUUUCUAAUAGUCCACAAUCUCAUGUAUCCGUAAACAUGUGCAAUCGUGCAACAUUCUCUCAUAUAUCCAUUAAUGCUCCUGCUACUAGUCCCAACACUGAUGGCUUUGAUAUUUCUGAUUCUACUAAUAUCUUGAUACAAGAUUCCAAUAUAAAAUCUGGUGAUGAUUGUAUUGCUGUCAAUGGUGGUAGUUCCUUUAUCAAUGCUACUCGAGUUACGUGUGGACCAGGGCAUGGAAUAAGUGUUGGGAGCCUUGGUAGAAACGGACAGCUUGAUACAGUUUCAGAUGUUCACGUAUUAAAUUGCACAUUUAUUGGAACUUCAAAUGGAGCUAGAAUUAAGACCGUUCCCGGCGGAUCUGGUUAUGCAAAACGUAUUACUUUUGACCAAAUCAUCCUUCAAAAUGUUAAGAACCCAAUAAUUAUAGAUCAAAAUUACAAUGGUGUUGAAGACGAGGCUACAAAUGUGCAAGUGAGCUUUGUGACAUAUAGAGGAUUUAGAGGAACUUCUGCUGGUGAUGUCGCUAUCAACUUAGUUUGUGGACCCUUGCUAGGGAAAACUUCAUCUGCAUGUAGGAAUGCCCAUGGAAUAGCUAGAAAUACUAUUCCAAAUGUCCCUUGCCUAAUGAAAUAAUGCGUUCAUUGUUCUCCAUAUGUCAAAAACUAAAUUAAAAAAAGUAAUUCAUCACUUGGUUCCAUAUGACCACGAUAGAAUCAAUAUUUUACUCUGAAAAUGUUGAUGCCAUAUUUGGUUUAGUGUACUCAAUUCCAAUAAGAAUUACUUUAUAUUCUAGAGACUGCAAAUUAAUAUGAUUGUAUAACUCAAAAAUAUUAAAUUAAUGUUCUCAUCCUUAAUUUUUUUUUCUUAUUAUUCCAUAAAUAAGUUGUCUAAGUUCUUCACCACAAUCUUCCUGUGCAUUAUG
This is a messenger RNA of Cicer arietinum (chickpea), 1414 nucleotides long. Its product is annotated as probable polygalacturonase At3g15720. Gene Ontology annotation, biological process: carbohydrate metabolic process. NCBI's taxonomy places the organism in Eukaryota, Viridiplantae, Streptophyta, Magnoliopsida, Fabales, Fabaceae. The record is from RefSeq and is a predicted model, not a curated record. Gene Ontology annotation, molecular function: polygalacturonase activity.